CUGACAUGGAUUCUUAUAAUAUCUCAAAUGAGCAGCCAUGGUCUGUAUCCAUAUCCAGUGCAGACGCGGUAACCCGCUGGGCUGCGUGGCAGUUCGUUGUCACUGUCCUGCUCGGCCUCAUUGUCUAUGAUCAAGUCAUGUACAUCUGGCGAAAAGGCUCUAUCGCUGGGCCUGCCUUCAAAAUCCCUCUCAUGGGCCCCUUCAUCCAAGCAUUGCACCCCAGGUUCGAGUCCUACUUGGAACAAUGGGCCAGCGGACCGCUCAGCUGUGUAUCAAUCUUCCACAAGUAUGUCUCGACAUCAAGGUCUAUUCAUGUGCUUACCAGCAGAUUCGUCGUCCUCGCAUCCGACCGCGACCUGGCCCACAAAGUCUUCAAAUCACCAACAUACGCCGAACCCUGCAUCGUCCCCAUGGCCAAAGAAAUCCUCGGCCAUAAAGCCUGGGUCUUCCUCCAAGGCAAAGCCCACACCGAGUAUCGCCGCGGCCUCGCCCCUCUCUUCACCAACAGGGCCAUAUCAACCUACCUCCCAGCGCAAGAGCGCGUUCUCGCGCACUACUUUGACAAGUUUGUAUCCGCCAGCGCCGCCAACAACCUCCGCCCCAUGGCCUUCAUGACCCUCUUCCGCGAGAUCAACUGCGCCCUCUCCAUCCGCACCUUCUUCGGUGGAUACAUCUCCCAAGACGCCGUCAAGAAAAUCGCAGACGACUACUACCUCGCCACAGCGGCGCUCGAGCUCGUCAAUGUCCCGCUGUCAAUCUACAUCCCAUACACGAAACCGUGGCUAGGAAAACGCACCGCAGAUGCUGUACACGCUGAAUUCGCCAAAGCCGCCGCCGCUUGCAAAGCCAAUAUGGCAGCCGGCGCUGAACCAUCCUGCAUCGUGGACCACUGGGUGUUACACAUGAUGGAGUCAGCAAGGUACCACGACGCCAUCGCCGCAGGAAAGACAGAUACGCCCAAACCACCAAACCUGAUCCGAGAAUUCACCAACGCCGAAAUCUCCGAAACACUAUUCACCUUCCUCUUCGCAUCGCAGGACGCAAGUUCCAGCGCAACAACGUGGCUCUUCCAGAUCCUCGCUCAGAGACCAGACGUACUCUCCAAACUCCGGCAUGAAAACCUGGCCGCGCGAAACGGAGACAGAUUCAAACCAUUCGACCUGCCCAUGCUCGAGAAUCUACCCUACACCGCCGCAGUAAUUAAAGAACUCCUCCGCCACAGACCACCGGUGAUAUUCGUGCCAUAUCUCGCCACAAAGCCCUUCCCUAUUACAGAUUCUUAUACAGUACCGAAGGGCGCAAUGGUUAUCCCAUCCUGUUACCCCGCUCUACAUGAUCCAGAGGCAUACCCCAACCCUGAUGUAUUUGACCCAGACCGCUGGAUCACAGGGGACGCAGAGAAGCAGACGCGGAAUUGGCUGGUGUUUGGGGCCGGCCCGCAUGAUUGUCUGGCGAGACGGUAUGUGCCUUUGUCGAUGGCGGGGAUGAUUGGCAAGGCGGCGAUGGAGUUGGAUUGGGAGCAUGUUCCUACGGAGAGGUCCGAGGAGAUUAGGGUGUUUGCGACGUUGUUUCCGAUGGAUGGGUGUCAGUUGGUGUUUAGGAAGAAGGAGGGUCUGGUUUAAGGAGUUGUGGAUAUAUAUCUGAUAUCAAUUUCUCGUCUGGUAAUCGCCCUUUAUGGACCAGGCUCUGAUAAUGAGUUUAAACUGCUUCCUAGGUAGCAAUAAUAUCUACUAAUCUAGUGCCUUGUAUAACUAGAGUAAUCUACCAUCUACUCUGAACUCAAUAUUAGGAGACUUACGAU
Aspergillus versicolor CBS 583.65 is the source of this 1801-nucleotide messenger RNA. RefSeq lists its product as uncharacterized. Bases 6 to 1622 code for a protein of 538 amino acids. Gene Ontology annotation, biological process: sterol metabolic process. Lineage: Eukaryota; Fungi; Ascomycota; Eurotiomycetes; Eurotiales; Aspergillaceae. Gene Ontology annotation, molecular function: monooxygenase activity; iron ion binding; oxidoreductase activity, acting on paired donors, with incorporation or reduction of molecular oxygen. The transcript has 3 exons. The record is from RefSeq and is a predicted model, not a curated record.